Molecule: messenger RNA, 2250 nt
Organism: Histoplasma mississippiense
Lineage: Eukaryota; Fungi; Ascomycota; Eurotiomycetes; Onygenales; Ajellomycetaceae
Exons: 2
Coding region: 1-2250 (749 amino acids)
Biological process (GO): protein phosphorylation
Molecular function (GO): protein kinase activity; ATP binding
Source: RefSeq, a predicted model, not a curated record
AUGCCUUUAAAAUGGAUCCGACAAUACAAAAACUGUUGGCUGAACUCGAGCGAGAAAGAGCUGAACGUGAGCGAGAAAGAGCUGAACUUGAUCGAGAAAGACAAUGGCGUCAAGACGCGGAAGCUGAGGCGAGAAGCGAAAGAAAGCGACGUGAAGAAGAGCAACAGCGACGUGAAGAAGAGCAACGACGACGUGAAGAAGAGCAACGACGACGUGAAGAAGAGCAACGACGACGUGAAGAAGCAGAAGCUUUGGCUGCGAGCUCGGAGUCAUCACACACUGCCUCUGUUUUUACGUGCCUGCCAUGAAUUGUUAGUCGCGAUCGAGAUCGUGACAGACCCUACUCGAACAACUCAAGGCGCGGUAACGAGACCGACAAAUCGGAGGGUUCCAUCUCGCAUCACGUUGUGGGACACAUUCACUGAGGAGCAAAUGAAGGUGUGGGACAAGCUUGAUCAGCAUCCCGAUUUCUUGACAGGAAAGCUCUUCCCCUCCCUACAUCAGCUCGACUACGUCCGCCAACUUAUCAGCCCAAUUUCCUCAGAAUGGGAUCUUCGGGUGAUCAGCAGUCGUCCGUUGAACCGAUGGUCGGGACUGAAUCAAGUACCGGAAAGAAUGGGCAAGAAGAAUAAAACAAAGAAAAAAGAGACCACAGUGGUCACGGGAGGACAGGCAGAUCGAUUCUGCAUCUAUCGCCAGGAUGGCGAUGAACACAUCCCAGCGCUCGCUAUCGAGUACAAGGCGCCCCACAAACUCACUCGGGAUGAAAUCGUGGGAGGGCUGGCUCAGGACAUUCAUCCUUCCAAAGAAGUAAUUGGUAAGGACUCAGAUGAUCCUGAUUUCUGUUCGAAGCGGUUAGUCGCUGCCGUCAUCACACAGCUGUUCUCCUACAUGGUUGCCAAGGGAGUCCGCUACGGCUAUGUGUGCACCGGAGAAGCCUUUAUCUUUCUACGCAUCCUUGAUGAUCCGUCAUCCGUCAUGUGUUCCGUCUGUACUCCCAGCCGGGAUGAAGUCAACGAUAACAGUCUCCGUUUAACUGCCGUCGCUCAGGUACUAGCAUUUACCUUAAGAGCUCUAGUGUCCCCUCCUGCCCCGCAAGAAUGGUAUGAUGCCGUCGCGGAACUUGGCAUCUGGCCGGUUGAAUACUCGGAUAUCCUGGAGCAAACACCUCCAACCGCUCGGCAGAAGCAUUCCUCACCUCUGUAUCGGGGCCGACACCCUUCCAAUCUUCCUCCUUUUCAGAUGACAUUACGACCUAGAUGCCGGCCACACACAGAUAUUGUACCACGAUCAAGAAGCCCUUCCCCCUCAACGUCUCCGCCUCCAUCUCCGUUGUCGCCAUCCGCACGCCGUGGACGAACUGCAAACGCUCGAGCCCGCUCUAACCCGGAUCAAAAAUCUGGUAAGAAAGGGCAAUCCAGCGAAGACAGCGAUGCCAAUUGGAUAGACCAUCCUGCUGAACCUCCCAAGAUCAAAAGCCAACCUUACUGUUCUCAGCAGUGCUUGCUGGCCCUACGAGACGAUGGUCCGUUCGACACCUCCUGCCCGAACUAUCUAGCUCACCUUAAGCGACGGAUCCAGCUAGCGGAGUUUCGUGCUUUUAUCCGAGAGCAGCUCUCCAGGGACCGUGGCCCGGAUGCCAACUGUCGCCCUCUCUACAAGAAGGGAAGUUGUGGGGCAGCGUUUAAAAUCCAUCUUUUGUCGCAUGGUUACACUCUACUCGCAAAGGGCGUCGAACGCAACAAUUUACGCAAACUCGAACAUGAAAACAAAGUAUACCAUAGGCUUCACGAUAUUCAAGGCAACCACAUUCCGGUUUGCCUCGGGAUUGUUGUGCUUGACCCAAAAUACCCGUAUUACUAUGACGAGGGGGUUUAUACCCAUAUGCUCCUUUUGAGCUGGGCGGGACAGCCCAUCUCGGAAGUUAUGAAAUCGGAUAAUUCGGCAUGCGUGAUUGAGAUGACAUCACAGUCUCUUCAAGCGAUUCACCUUGCAGGUGUACUGCACCGUGAUGUCGCGCCACGAAAUAUUUUAUGGAAUGCCGACUGCAAUCGCCCUAUGCUUGUAGAUUUUGAACGAGCUGAGAUGCGAAAUGCGCUAUCGGCUAUAUCACCGAACCUCGGGCUAAAGAGGAGAAGGCUUGGGAAAAACAGAUCUAUCUUUGCUGAAGAACUUUCAAAAGCCCAGAUCAUCCUGGAGCGCCGUAGGGAAUUCCUCCGUCGGAAUUCCACCUCAAAGUUCAAGGAAUAG